AUGGAAAAGGAGUAUAUAAGUUCUGACACAAAAUGUCAAGUUGAUGAGAAUGAAGAUGUACAACAAGAGUGGUUCACACCAGAGUUCCUAAAUGACAUAAAAUGUUCGGGAUUACCCAACCACAAGUUGACUUUGAAGCUAGGAGUCGCUGUAAUGCUACUGCGAAACAUAGACCAGACUUCAGGUUUAUGCAACGGGACAAUGUUAAUAGUUAACGAAAUUGACAACAAUGUAAUUGGAGCGACGAUAGUAAUCGCGUGCUUUGCAAUGACCAUCAACAAGAGUCAAUGUCAGUCAUUAUCACAUGUAGGGCUUUACUUGCUAAAAUUAGUGUUCACCCAUGGACAACUUUACGCUGCUUUGUCAAGAGUUAAGAAUCGCAGCGGUUUCAAGGUUCUAAUUCUGGACGAAGACGGUAAUCCAAAAUCAUUAACAACAAAUGUCGUGUUCAAAGAAGUUUUUAAUAAUAUUUAG
Messenger RNA from Arachis ipaensis, 474 nucleotides. The record is from RefSeq and is a predicted model, not a curated record. NCBI's taxonomy places the organism in Eukaryota, Viridiplantae, Streptophyta, Magnoliopsida, Fabales, Fabaceae.